Messenger RNA from Telopea speciosissima, 2692 nucleotides. Its product is annotated as YTH domain-containing protein ECT4-like. Gene Ontology annotation, cellular component: cytoplasm. Gene Ontology annotation, molecular function: mRNA binding. Gene Ontology annotation, biological process: mRNA destabilization. NCBI's taxonomy places the organism in Eukaryota, Viridiplantae, Streptophyta, Magnoliopsida, Proteales, Proteaceae. Bases 128 to 2158 code for a protein of 676 amino acids. The record is from RefSeq and is a predicted model, not a curated record. The transcript has 8 exons.
CAACAACAAAACAAAAUCCUUUAAGUGAUUAAAAAAGGUUGAAUCCUUCUCUUCUUCUUCUCUUUAACUUAUCGGAUUAGAGACUAGAGACUCUCCUUUGGUUGGUGGUGUUAGAGAUCUUUGAUUCAUGGCGGCCGUCCAGCAAGAACCGGAUCGAAACAUCUUGUCUGGUGAAUCUACUGAGUCACUAAACAUAUUGACCCUGAAUGCGGAAGAGAAACCUGCAGAUCCAGAUAACUUGAAGGACCAGUCUCAUUCCACCAAAGAUGAGCAGCAGAUGGUUCCUGCCAAUCCUUCUCAGGAUGCAGCCCCCACAGGUGCCCUUAGAGAUGCCACAGGUCAAUCAGCAUCUGUAGGUGCAGCUGGAGAUCGUAGCACUGGCUACCAACCCAAUAUCUAUGCACCUCAGGCCCAUACGUUCUACUAUGGAGGUUAUGACAACAGGUUUGGUGAAUGGGAUGAAUAUCCUCACUAUGUUAAUGCAGAAGGCUUGGAAAUUAGAUCUUCUGGCGUCUACAGCGAAAGUCCAUCCCUUGUAUUCCAUACUGGUUUUGGGUGCAAUCCUCAGAUGCCAUAUGGGCCAUAUUCUCCGGUGACAACUCCUCUUCCAUCUGCUAGGGGAGAUGGCCAGCUAUACUCUCCACAGCAAUUUCCAUUUGCAGGUCAGCCUUAUUACCAGCAACCAGUUCCUCCUAGUAUGCCAUAUAUUUCCUCACCAACUCCAGUUUCACAAGCGGAGCUGACAAUGCCUGUUAGCAUAGAUCAACAAGGGGAUGGGAUGCUUUUUGGGCCUAGACCUGGUUAUCCUCCUCCAUUCAGUUCUUUCGGUAUUGGAAACAAUUUUGAUGGAAAUUCUGGUAGGGGCAGUUUCUAUGAUUUGCGGCAAGGGUACGAGGGGUUUGGAUCUGGUGCACCCUGGUCAGAUUGGUCAAAACCCAUGGAUGGGCAGAGGUCUUUGUCACCAUUGUCAUCUCCAGCAGCUUCUCCACAGCCAUUUGGAUCAUUUGGGCACAACAUUGGAAUGGCUUCUCAACAGCAAAGACCAAUAUAUGGGUUUGGAUCUGGUUCCAGCUCAUAUACCAGAGGGUAUCCUAAUGGUGGAAUUUAUCAAGGAUCUAGUUUUGGGAGUGGAUCCCUUUCCAGUUUGGGUACAAACACCCGGAGCUGGAUGGUAAUGGAGAAGGGCAGACGAAGAGGAAGGGGAACUGGAUCCUUGUGUCUUUGUAAUGGAACAAUUGAUAUCUUUAAUGAGCAGAACCGAGGACCAAGGGCUUCAAAGUCAAAGGGCCAGAUCACUGCUGAGCACGGUUCUUCUGUUGAUAGUGGCAAGAGCAGCAUAUCUAAAGUUGUCACCCAUAGUGAGUCAUACAACGGUCCUGAUUUUGUAACAGAAUACAACGAUGCCAAGUUCUUCAUUAUCAAAUCCUACAGUGAAGAUAAUGUCCACAAGAGCAUUAAAUAUGGUGUCUGGGCCAGCACACCAAAUGGUAACAGAAAACUUGAUGCUGCUUAUCGUGAAGCUAAGGAGAGAAAAGCUACCUGCCCUGUCUUUCUGUUAUUUUCAGUGAAUGCUAGUGCACAGUUCUGUGGGGUGGCCGAGAUGGUAGGGCCUGUAGAUUUUGAUAAAAGUGUGGAUUAUUGGCAGCAAGACAAGUGGAGUGGCCAGUUUCCUGUCAAGUGGCACAUUAUCAAAGAUGUCCCCAACAGUCAUUUUCGUCACAUUAUACUCGAAAAUAAUGAUAACAAGCCUGUGACUAAUAGCAGAGAUACUCAGGAGGUCAACUUAGAACAGGGCAUUGAGAUGUUAAACAUAUUCAAGAAGUAUGAAACUGAUGUGUCCAUUCUAGACGAUUUUGAUUUCUAUGAAGACCGGCAGAAAGCGAUGCAGGAAAGGAAGGCAAGACAGCAAACCAGCUUGAUGGCUGCGCCUGUGGCUGGCUCACAUGAGCACCGGAAUCCUGUUUCAUUGCCCAAUGACUUGGUAAAGCAGAUGUCAAAGAGCUUUGCACAAGCCGUUAAGUUGGACGAUUCCAGUAGAGCAGGCCUGACCACAGAACAAAGUGGAUCUGCCCUCACUGUUCCCAUGAGCAUGGGAGUUAAAUCUGAAGAUACAAAAACAUCGAUAACAUUGCCAGCUUCAAGUGUGCAGAGCAGUUAGGAGGUGAUGGUGGCAUGUUGUGAAGGGUGGUUGCUGGAAUCUGACGUUCACUUCCCUUUUCCAUUCAAAUUUUUUUAUGCGGGCAGGUGGAAGCUGUGUGUCAGAUGUCUAAGAAAUUCAGAGUGCAUUGCCAUAUGCGUGGAGAGGUGAAGUAAUGUUCAAAGGCUGACGCAACUUGGUGUAUAGUGUAUGUCUGAUUGUAAUUUUAGUUUCUAUUUUCUUUUCUUUAUUUUUUUUCGCUAUGGGUUUUGUGUUCGGCCAUGUAUGUACACGGCCCGUUGCUGCAGCCAUCGGAUGGGGAAGAGAGGGUGUGUGUAAUACCAUUUCUGUUCCUUCUGGACUAGAGCGCUGAAACACCGACCAUGUACAUAAUGACGGCACAAAAACCAGAGCUUUCUUUUAUGGUUAUGUUUUGUUGGGUGAGAGCAGUUAAUUGAAGCUGCUGGAUGACAAAAGCCUUUGAAAAGUUUUCUCAUCUUGGAAGGCAGACAAAUAAUAUAAUGUAGCAAGGCCUUUUAGAAAUUGCAUGCAUAA